AUGGCAUAUGGAGAUAUGUCAAAUUUUGGUGAAUCUUCACAAUCAAAAAAGCCUAGAGUUAAUUGGAAAAAAGAAAAUAUGGUGAAAACAUUUAUCGAGUCUUGUUUGCAUGAGAUCUCCGUAAAUGGGCAAGAAAGGGGUAGCCUUAAGGCAGUUUCUUGGAAGAAUGUGGUAGAAGUGCUACAAAAGAAUCAUAAUUUUGUUGUUGAACAACGACAAAUGAAAAACCAUUAUGAUUACCUCAAAGGAAAGUAUGGAGCAUGGGCAAAGUUAAGAAACAAGACGGGUAAUGUUUAUGAUGCAUCAACAAACAUGUUUAAUCUGUCAGAAGAGGAAUGGCAGAUAGAAAUGAAGUUGCGGACUGCACCUCUUCUCUUUCCUCAACUUUGUAUUCAAUUGCUUGAUGGCGUGACUUCCAUUGGUGUUGGAACUUGGGGACCAACUGCUACUGUUCCAAACCCUUCUAGUGUGACUCCUGAAAUUGGUGAAGAUUAUGACACACAAGACUAUUAUGAUCUAACACAAGAACACUUCCUUCGGAAGAAGAGAUUGUUUUUCGUCCUUAACCUUAAAGGAAAAAGCAAAGAGGAAAACAACGUUCCACAAAUGAGGAUGAUAUAG
Molecule: messenger RNA, 621 nt
Organism: Cynara cardunculus var. scolymus (artichoke)
Lineage: Eukaryota; Viridiplantae; Streptophyta; Magnoliopsida; Asterales; Asteraceae
Product: L10-interacting MYB domain-containing protein-like
Exons: 3
Coding region: 1-621 (206 amino acids)
Source: RefSeq, a predicted model, not a curated record